AUGGUCAGGCCCUCAGUCUCUCUGCUUCCCCCCUCCUCUGAGCAGCUCUCUGGGGCCUCGGCCACGCUGGCCUGCCUGCUGAGCGGCUACGCUCCUCAGGGAGCCGUGGUAAGCUGGGAGGUGGACGGUACAGAGGUGACAGAGGGGGUCCUGAGCAGCUCAGAGGAGGAGAAGAGCGGACGCUACAGCAGCAGCAGCACCCUGAGCCUGAGCCAGGAGCGCUGGAUGAAAGGAGAGCUGUACUCCUGCAGGGUCCUCCAUCAUGACCACAGCCAGAUCCAGUCCCUCCGCAGAAUGCAGGAGGUUUUUGUACGGCCACUUAAUGAGUUUGUAUCACUGUGGUGGACUUUUGGUGGAGGAACCAAACUCACCGUUGACUUGGGUGUGGUGCGGCCCACCCUGACCGUCCUCCCCCCCUCCAAAGAGGAGGUGCAGCAGGGCAGUGCCACACUGCUGUGUCUGGCCAGCGGGGGCUCUCCCUCAACCUGGAGGCUGGACUGGAAGGUGGGGGGCUGCAGCAGCUCCUCAGAGGUGUCACACAGCCCGGAGGUCCUGGGGAGGGACGGCCACUACAGCUGGAGCAGCACCCUGAGCCUCUCUGCAGACCGCUGGAGGAAGGCGGGCUCAGUGAGCUGUGAGGCCAGUCUGAAUGGACAGACCCCUGUCACUCAAAGCCUGGACCCUGACCGCUGCUCAGAGUAGAGCUUCAGCAACACUUCCUGUCUGGAAAUGAUGCUUCUUUUUCUUUGCUCCAGAUCUUGAUGAAGCUACAGAUCUUCUCUGUUCAGCUGUUUUAAUGUGCAUGUUGCUUUCUAACACUGAUCUUCUUCAUAUUCUGCUUUAUGUUCAUUACUUUUCAAAUGAAACUGAAUUUUAUGAC
Molecule: messenger RNA, 880 nt
Organism: Scomber japonicus (chub mackerel)
Lineage: Eukaryota; Metazoa; Chordata; Actinopteri; Scombriformes; Scombridae
Product: immunoglobulin lambda-like polypeptide 5
Exons: 3
Coding region: 1-702 (233 amino acids)
Source: RefSeq, a predicted model, not a curated record